Messenger RNA from Diachasmimorpha longicaudata, 754 nucleotides. RefSeq lists its product as uncharacterized. Lineage: Eukaryota; Metazoa; Arthropoda; Insecta; Hymenoptera; Braconidae. The coding region runs from base 48 to 638 and encodes 196 amino acids. The transcript has 4 exons. The record is from RefSeq and is a predicted model, not a curated record.
GAAGCCAUUUUGCUGUCUCCUAAUAGUCUACAUAAGGGGUGAGAUCGAUGCACAGUCAUCAGUCUAUCAAAUUAGUCAGCACAAUGUACAUCGUACAAUUAUUCGUCAUAAUUUGGUACCUCUGCGGAGAGGCUCAUGCAGCAAAUAAAUAUACUUCAAUGCGCUGCGCAACCAUAAUCCAAGCAGACUCAGCACCCUACGAAUAUCGAAUUGCUGAUGACAACCCACUAUUGACAGGUAUGAACAAGUCCACAACGGGUUGGUAUCGCAGCAUUAAUUGGAAACAAGAUGUCAAAUCGGGUUUGAAGCUGUCGUACAAGAGGGAUGAAUUGAAGGAUCCAAAUUCAUGGUGGUACGAGAGGGCUAAGGGUACGGUUGAUCUGUGUGAUUUGAGAUUAAGAGACGAGGCUGGCUCCUGGGCUUAUCUUGUCCGGGAUGCCCUUGGAAUAGCAGAGGGAUGUCCUGUACCAGCGGGAGACGUGAAAACUGAUGGUGGUUUUUUCUCUGGUGGACGAUGCAGAGAUGUUACAUUGGACACCACCGACUCCUGGGGAUACAAUCGAAAGCACAGGUUGUUCCUCGAUGUGACAGAUGAUGGUGGUAAUAAAUUACUUGAAGGAGUCCUCGAUGUUUUCUAAGAGUUAAUUAUUUGUAAUUUUACGGAUUUUACUUAUGUAUAUUUUAUGAUACAUUCUCACACUAGUUCGGGAAGAACUUUUAUAGUGAAUAUAUGGUUGUAUUUUAUUUUUCCUUC